Messenger RNA from Chenopodium quinoa (quinoa), 689 nucleotides. RefSeq lists its product as uncharacterized. The record is from RefSeq and is a predicted model, not a curated record. The transcript has 2 exons. Bases 96 to 689 code for a protein of 197 amino acids. Lineage: Eukaryota; Viridiplantae; Streptophyta; Magnoliopsida; Caryophyllales; Amaranthaceae.
GGAGUGCGUUUGAGUACAUUCGUGGUCGUGGUCGUGGUCGUGGCCGUGGUCGUACAUCGUCAUCAAGUGGUAGUCAAACAUCUUCGUCGGUGAAUAUGCCCGGCACCGGCAGAAUGGACAUUGAACAUUUUCCAUAUAAAGACAGGAUCCCUAACAUCAUGAUGCCGUUCCUGGACGGGUGGAAUGAUGUGGUUGCAGAUGGUAACUGUGGAUUUCGGGUUGUGGCUGAUGUGUUUCAGAUGGGUGAAGACAACUACGGUUUAGUGCGUCAGUUGAUGUACAGUGAAAUCGCCUCAAACCGAGCUGUUUAUCGCCACGUGUACGGACAGGACUUGGAUAGGUCUCUGCAGCGUAUCCGGUGGGGAGGAGGACGUUGCGGUCAAAAUCAUUGGUUCGACGCGCCCCUUGAUCUCUUCGCCGUUGCAAACAUCUACAAGUGUGCAGUGAUGCAUUUCGGCCUUGGUUUGCAUGGUCGAGCUUACUAUCCGUGUACCACGGUUCUGCCUUGGUGUUCGCGUGAGACCGUCACCAGACCGGUAACAGAGGUUGCUAUUGGAUUUCUGGGGCCGUCAUACAGACAUUUCAUCCGACUGGACCUGUCACCCGAUUUUCCGGUCCCACCGAUUAUACCAUUUAAAUGUGAACCUGUAUUUAGUUUUCGUAUGCCCACUAAUUACAACUUAAAAUAA